Prosopis cineraria is the source of this 2338-nucleotide messenger RNA. RefSeq names its product xyloglucan galactosyltransferase XLT2. NCBI's taxonomy places the organism in Eukaryota, Viridiplantae, Streptophyta, Magnoliopsida, Fabales, Fabaceae. Gene Ontology annotation, biological process: xyloglucan biosynthetic process. The transcript has a single exon. Gene Ontology annotation, molecular function: galactosyltransferase activity. The record is from RefSeq and is a predicted model, not a curated record. Bases 101 to 1693 code for a protein of 530 amino acids.
UAUCUAUCACUUUACACGCUCACCCUUCUCUCUCUCCGGCUUCCUCUGAACCUCAUACCCACCAUUUUUUCCGGCCGUCACGUCGGAUAUACCUUCUCUCAUGCUUCCUUUAUCAGAUCAUUCCUCGUCAGAGCCCUUACCUCACCGAAGACCCAGAGCUCCUGAACUAUUCGACGCCAAGAGCUAUUUCAAUUCACUUUCCACUUUAUUCCAACCCCUUUUCUCUCCUCAAAGUCCUCGCGCAUGGAUUCUCGUUGUCGUCCUCUUCAUUCAGAUUGUACUCCUCUGCAACCUCCGUAGUUUCCCCACCUCAAUAUCUAUUCGUUACCGCCGCCAUGUCCACCAUCGCUUCCCCGCUUAUCUUGCCUCCAACAGCGUCAUCGAGCAUAUACCGAAGGAGGAAAACGCCUUCGUCCAGAAGAUACCCGGUGAAAACACCGUCGCCGUUGUCGAGAUGUCGUCCAAUGAGAAUUCCGGCAACAAUGACCAAUGUGGAUCCGGCAGAGUCUUCAUCUAUAACCUUCCGAGAACCUUCAACAAAGAAAUCCUCGAGAAUUGUGACAACCUGAACCCGUGGAGCUCCAGGUGUGACGCUCUUUCAAAUGACGGAUUCGGCCAGGUUGCCACCGGACUCGCCGAAAUUGUGCCGGAGAAUCUAACUCCGGCGUGGCACUGGACGGACCAGUUCGUUUCGGAGAUUAUCUUCCACAAUCGCAUGCUGAACCAUAAGUGCAGAGUCACGGAGCCAGAAUCCGCUACGGCGUUCUACAUCCCCUUCUACGCUGGGCUCGCUGUGGGGAAGUACCUAUGGUCGAAAUCCACCGCCGCGGAACGCGAUCGACACUGCAAGAUGAUGCUAAAGUGGGUCCAGGAUCAGCCCUACUAUCAAAGAUCCAACGGCUGGAAUCACUUCAUCACCAUGGGCCGCAUAACAUGGGAUUUCCGUCGUUCCAAAGAUGAAGACUGGGGUUCUAGCUGCAUCUACAUGGCGGGAAUGAAAAACAUCACGCGACUUCUCAUUGAACGCAACCCGUGGGACUAUUUCGACAUCGGCAUUCCCUACCCCACCGGAUUCCAUCCCCGAUCCCAGUCAGACCUAAGUCGGUGGCAGAACUUCGUACGAGAACGGAAGCGAAACACUCUCUUCUGCUUCGCCGGAGCGCCACGCAAAUCGUUUAAGAACGAUUUCCGAGGUCUUUUGCUGAGUCAGUGCCGGGACUCGUCUGGGUCAUGCCGAGUCGUAGACUGUGCGGGAAGUCGGUGCUCUAACGGCACGUCGGUGAUUCUGGAAACGUUUCUGGACUCCGAUUUCUGCUUGCAGCCAAGAGGCGAUAGUUUCACGAGGAGGUCGAUUUUCGACUGUAUGCUAGCCGGUUCGAUUCCGGUUUUCUUCUGGAGGCGAACCGCUUACCUUCAGUAUGAGUGGUUCUUACCCAGUGAACCGAGUAGUUUUUCGGUUUUCGUAGACCGGAAUGAGGUGAAGAAUGGGACCUCCAUUAAGGCUUUGCUAGAAAGGUACAGUAAAGAGGAGGUCAAGGCGAUGAGGGAUAAAGUGAUUGAGUUCAUACCCAAGUUUGUGUAUGCUGAACCCCACGAGGGGAUAGAGGGGAUAAAGGAUGCUUUUGAUGUUGCCCUUGAUGGGGUUCUGAGAAGGUUUAAGGGGCAAGAAGAAUCAGGGUUUACUAAAUGGUAAGCUGGUAAUAACACGGAAGAAGAUGAAAAACCCAAGCUGUUACGAUAAAUUGGGUGGUAGAAUAGAGUUAUUUUGACAGUUUAAAUUAAUACAAUGGGCUCGGGGGUUGUACUAUAGCAUGUGAUUCUUUCUAUGGUGAUGAAGGAUGAUAUAUUCGUCAAAAACCGUUGUUGUAUAUUGUAUAAUUUUUUUCAGAGAGAGAAUAAAAUUAAUUUUUGAGCACAAUAAUUGCUUAGUUCUGCGCUACGGUAAUAGCAGCUGCUGGCUGGUAGCUCCUGAGAAAUCACCCCACAUUCUGGUGAUGCUUCCUGCAAUAAAGAUUGGUGGUCCUCACUGAUCUUGGAAUAGAUUAUGGCACUGGUCUGCUCUCUUGGUGUUUAGGGUUUGGCCAAUGAUGAGGAUGGAGGAACAGACACAGCAACAGCAUCACUGAUAUGAAUGCAUUGUAAAAGCUACAUUGCGCCAUAAAUUUGUGGAUCGGUUGAGUUUGGAUAGGCAUAUCCAGGGCAUGCUGGAUCUGUUAGCGUUUUAUGGAAAACCUUUCUGUAUUUAUCAAUAUGUGAUGAACUUGAGCAUCAUCACCGGUUCACAAUGGAAAGCUUGAACAGGUACAUGUUAAUGCAAUUUUCUUGCAUUUUAAUUACA